This is a messenger RNA of Saprolegnia parasitica CBS 223.65, 1722 nucleotides long. RefSeq lists its product as hypothetical. NCBI's taxonomy places the organism in Eukaryota, Oomycota, Saprolegniomycetes, Saprolegniales, Saprolegniaceae. The transcript is spliced from 2 exons. Gene Ontology annotation, cellular component: membrane. The record is from RefSeq and is a predicted model, not a curated record. Bases 1 to 1722 code for a protein of 573 amino acids. Gene Ontology annotation, molecular function: symporter activity.
AUGUCGGGUAACCAAGGCAUCUACCUGUACCAAGAAGCCGACCACCAAGUGACGCCGACGCCGCCGCACCUCCUCCAUGCGACGCCGAGCUCAGCGUCAUCGACAAGCAGCGGUGGGAAGCGCACAGCGCCGCACCACGAGCCCCUUGGUAUUCGCACCAACUUUAUGACGCCGGCGCGGCACGAGCUCGGGCCCCACACGCCCGAGUACGAGUUUCCGGACCCGAUCAUGGAAGAGACCGAGAAGCUGCCAAUCGGCAGCAAUUUCGACCCGCGGCUCGGCGCCAACCUCGUGAGCUCGCUCUCGAUCCUCAUUGGCGUUGGCGUUGGUGUUGGCCUUGGGAUUGGGCUGAAAGCGCUCAGCAUCAACAAGGACACGAUGCUGUGGCUCGCGCUGCCGGGCGACCUCUUUGUGCGCGCGCUGCGCUGUCUCAUCGUGCCCAUGGUGUUUUGCACCAUGACGGUCGCGAUCGCCGAAAUUGCCAUUUUGAAAAACACGGCGCUGCUCUCGUGGCGCACGGCCGGCACGUACUUUCUCACAUCGUUUCUCGCGGCCGUGCAAGGGACCCUUGUCGCGAUUACGUAUCACGGACUCGUUGCGCGGCAGGACAAUGCGACGACUUUCAACACGGCAUCGACGGUGCCUAUCAUUGCGCUUCAGUGCGCCAACGGCAAGUACCUCGGGCCGUCGUCCAUCGAUGGCAGCGUCGCGUGCACCGGCGUGAACGCUUCGUCCGCGCAGUUUCAAGUGACGGACGUCAACAACGCGCUCACGAUCUCGACGCCGCUCCAGACGCUCUCGCUGACGCAGCAAGUGAUUGCGAUCAUCGAGAUGGUCGUGCCCGACAACAUUUUCCACGCGCUCGCCGCCGGGUCGCUCCUCUCGAUCAUCAUGUUUGCUCUGCCGCUUGGCAUUGCCGUCGCAAAGUCGCAUGCGGGCGACGCGAGUGCCAACAACCUCCUCAACAUGCUUCGCCAAGCCCGGAACGCACUCUUGAUCCUGAUCCAUAUUGUGCUUCGCUUUACGCCAAUCGCGAUCGUCUUUCUCAUCAGCAGCGCUGUCGUUGCAUACGACACGUCGUCUGCGGGAUUGGCGGCGCACGGCGGGUACCUCCUCCUUGCCUUUGUCGCCGGCGUCGUCUCGCACGUGCUCAUCGUGCUACCGAUCGUGCUCUUCCUCUUUACGCGCAGCAACCCGUACAACUACCUCCGGCAGCUCUUUCCGGCGUACGUCUUCGCGUUUGGGUGUGCCUCCUCGAUGGCGACCCUGCCCGUCGCCGUCACGGUCACGCACCAGACGCGCCUCGUGACGCGCUCGAUGGCGCAGCUCAUUAUGUGUCUCGGGACGCCUAUCAACAUGAACGCCGCGGGUCUGUACCAGCCCAUCAUGACCAUUUUCAUGCUGCACAUGUCGGGGAACGCGUCCGCGCUUGGGACGCCGCAAAUCGUCGUUCUCUUCUUUGUCUCGCUCAUUGGCUCCAUGGGCACGGCGCCUGUCCCGAACGCCGGUCUCGUCAUGCUCAUGACGGUCUGGAAGACGGUGUUUCCGACGAUCGCGCUGCCGUCGGCGUUUGUGUACGUGGUGGCCAUCGACUUUCUUUUUGAUCGGAUUCGGACGGCAGUCAAUGUGAAUGGCAACAUGGUCGUGACGCGGAUUCUAUCGGCGCAGUACGACGACACAAUUUCGCUCGACGGCGCCAGCACUCCCGUCGCUGGAUGGUAG